CUGAGGCUGCCUGUUCGUUUGGUUUCUCUGCUCGGCGGGGCGGUGAGCCGUGGUUUGAGCUAAGCUGUCAUCCCUGCCACUUAGAUGGUGGUAAGCCAAGAAGAUCAGCCCAUGAGUGUCGGUAUGAGGCUACUGGAGCCGCGCCGGGGGAUGGGGGCCCUGUUGGUGGUGUCCACACUGCACUGGGCGACAGGCUUGGUGGGGAGCAGCUGUGAGACGAAGCCAGAUCUGCAAUGCAACUUCUAUUGCAAUUGCCUGGAUUGCAGCGAUGAGCAGAACUGUGGUUAUGGGGGGCGGGGCUUCAUCUGCGAUUUCGAGGAGGCGGCAGCCUGCGGUUGGUGGGAUGUAUCGGAGCCUGGCGUUUAUUCCUGGGAAAGGAGACAGCGAGGGGACAGGCUGCCGGAGAGCGGCCCCUCCUCUGACUUCACCGUGGGAACUUCUGCAGGUUGGUUCAUGGCCGUGUCAGCUGUGGAUGCCCAGUCUGCCCCGACAGCCUCGUUGGUGUCCCCGGUGAUGAGAAACGCCUCCGCGACAUGCAGGGUGAUCCUCCGCUACUACAUCUGGGACUCUGGGAAUCAGGGGCUGGACAGCUUGGCACUGUGGGGCACAGUGGUGGGGGAGGGGCGUUCGAAUGCCACGGUCUGGCGGCCUGCCGUCACCAGCGUCCAGGGCUGGCGGGAGGCCACUGUCUUCCUGGGUCGCAUUCCGGGGUCCUUCCAGCUCCACUUCCAUUCUCAGCGCCGCUGGGGCCUCCGGGGCGACGUGGCCAUUGACCAGCUGGAGUUCCACGACUGUGCCCUGCCCGCACCGGACAAAGCAUGUGGCGCAAACUCGCUGAGCUGUAGGCACCUCGGCUGCGUGGAGGAGGCGCAGGUGUGUGACGGCACUGACGAUUGUGGCGACGGCAGUGAUGAGGCCAACUGCGGUGGACACUGGAGAUGUGACUUUGAGGUGGACUUAUGCGACUGGGCAGACCUGCGAACAUUGUCCACCCUUAAAUUCCAGAGGACCAAUCAGCUGGAGCUCUCGGAGCCCAAUAACCCAAAGGCUGGACCAGGCCGAGACCACACCACAAACUCGGAGACGGGUCACUUCCUGUAUCUCAGCAAACCGGCCAAUGGAGAGCCGCUGAAGGCUGAUUGGUCAUCCUUUCAAAGUCCUGUUUUUGAACCAACAAAUUCCACUCAUCCAUGCCGGAUGACCCUGUACACCCACCAGUUUGGCCCCAGAUCUGGGGGCCUGUCGAUUCUGGUGGUGACCAGUGGGGCCAUGUACCCCGUGUGGGAGCGAGGAGGGGAGCUGGGAGAUGUGUGGGUGAAGGCAGAGGUGGAGUUUGUCAUGAACAGCAGCUUCCAGAUCUUGUUUGUAGGAGCAAUUAGGGAUAACGACUAUGGAGGCAUCGCUAUAGAUGACAUCAUCAUGUCCCCAGGCUGCCGCAAAUCCAAUGAGUCAUCUCCAAACGUUGGCCACCCCGAUUCUCCGAAACACCCCUGUACAGAGAGUAGCAAGUUGUGCGACUUUAGGAGUGACUGUGACAACGCGGAGGAUGAAAGCAGCUGUGGCGACUUCUCCUUUCCUGAUGGGAGCACAGGCUGGACCGAUGCCAGUUUGGGGGCACAGGGCUGGGCGCUAUAUCAGAAACUCAAUGGCAGCUUUAUGGUAGAGUACCUCUACGUGACGGAGGCCCCAGGCCAGCAGAUGACGGCGGCUCAGGCCCGCACUCCUGCCCUGGGGCCAUCAGGGGCUGCCUGCAGACUCCGCUGGUCUUACAACCUGACUGAUAUGGGUGAGUUGUCACUGAGCAUGAUUGACAAGGUGCAGGGUACACAGGCCCAGCUGUGGAAAUUCAUAGGAGCGACAGAUGAAGUCCCAGGUGGCUGGGUGGAGGGGGAGGUCUACAUUGGAGCUCGGGACCACCGCUUCCAGCUGGAACUGGGAGGUCUUGCUAGGAACAUCCACAACAGCACCAGGAUAGCAGUAAAGGACGUGAAAUACAUGGAUUGUCACCCAGAAUACUUUCCAGCCACCAACAGCGGCCUGUCUUGUAAUUUUGAGGAAAACCUUUGUGGGUGGUACCAGGACCAGAUGGAUAACUUUGAUUGGACCCCCGUCUCUGGGAUGGACCACACCAUUGGAAUCGGGAGAAGUCUGGUUGUUGAUGUGUGGAACCCCACCCUGCGGGGACUGUCAGCUCGCCUUCUUUCUCUCCCCCAGCUCUACACCUCCACAGAGUUCUGCGUCUCCUUCUACUACAAGCUAUACGGCCCUCAAACAGGUACUCUGAACGUGCGAGUUCGCUAUCCUGAUGGAGCUGAGGUCCUCCACUGGACGAGCAGUGGUUCCCAUGGCAACAGCUGGCAUCAAGGCCUAUGCCCGAUCCCUCAGCAGAACACUGGCUUCCAGCUGGUGUUUGAGGCUCUGCGCUCCGGGUUCGAUGGGAGAAUAGCGAUCGACGACGUGGCAGUUAUGAAUCGUCCUUGCACGACCCCAUCCAGAUGCUCCUUUGAAGGCACCAUGUGUGGCUACACAUCCUACGGUGCUGCUCGAUGGGUUCACCAAAACGGGGCCUAUGGAGGGGUGAAGCCUGCACCAACCACUGAUCAUAGCCUAGAAACCGGAAAGGGUUACUACAUGAUUGCAGACACUAGCCAGGAAGUCCUUCGCUUGGGGGACAUGAUGCUGCUCACUUCUCCAGUGCGAAAUAGUGCCCCCUUUACUGAGUGUGUUGAAUUCUGGUAUUACAUGAAUGGAGAUCAACCAGGCAUCCUGAGCAUCUAUAUGAAGCCACUUGAAGGGAAUCUAGUGAAGGUGUUCACUCAGGACGUGAGUCCGGGUGAAGUCUGGCAUCAUGGCAACUGCAGCAUCAGCAGCACUGGACCCUGGCAGCUGGCGAUCGAAGCGAAGGGAGCAGGAGGUGCAGAGGCUCGCAUUGCUGUUGAUGACAUCAGCUUCACUCCUUAUGGCUGCCCCAGUCCAGAUGCAAAGUGUAAUCUGGAGAAUGGUCUUUGUGGCUGGGCCAACACUGAGAACCCAGCCCUGGACCUUCUGGACUGGGAGCUGAGCAGCUCUGCCGCAGAGACCCAGUAUCCCAGCCCGCCCUAUGACCAUUCGCUGGAGACAGAGCGAGGUCACUUCCUGUUCCUUCCCAGCAGCCCCCGGGGCACUGCAGGCCAGAACGCCUCACUGCUCAGCCCUCACCUGCCCCCAGCCUCAGCCAACUGCCUGCGCUUUUGGGUGCACCGCCCCCCCUCCAGCGACACCGAGCUCCGUGUGUGGAGGCGUACUGGGGACCUGCUCAUCAAGCUGCUGACCGUGGGUGAAGUUGGCGAGACUUGGAGGCGCUGUGACAUAAACAUCUCCUCCACAGAGGAAUUCCAGAUUGUGUUUGAGGGGAUCAGCGGCACCGACGGCGUCGUGGCCCUGGAUGACAUCGAGUACCACAUGGGUGUCGACUGCAACGGCCAAAAGAAGGACUCACAAGCUUCCCACAACUUUGAAACACAGGGGCCCAUUGUCGCGUCGGUUCUCAUUCUGCUGCUGUUCGUGGCCCUCGGAAUUGGGACGGUGGUUUACCUGCAAAAGAAGGGGAUGCUGAGAGGAGGCAGCAUGGAGAGGAAUGAUGUGAGCUUCGGCAACAUACUGUAUGAGGUGAAGGAGGAUGGUCCAGCAGUCCGCAUGCAAGCACAACGUGAAGCACUGCCCCCUUCUGGUAGCACCUCUGAUUAAUGGCAACAUCACACAUACCCACACACACACAGGCUAGAGACGCCUCUUCUCUGCCAGAGACAAACUACAGGUUGUUUAUAAGCUGCACAAAUUCAAGAUAUUCUCCGUGCAGCGGGGUCAAGAUGCAAACACCAUCGAAGACUGACACCAUCCUGAUAUUAUCACCCUACAACACACCAGGUGGAUUUCCAUGGUGGUCCAGCAACGGUCAUUAUGGAGGGAUGGUCCUGGAUGGGUCCCUCACCAUGGAGGGCGCCCCUCAGUGGCCAGUCCUGGUAUCUAAAGAAGGAUUUUUAUCAAUGUGUCUAUCAAGAUAAACAACACAAACUCUGUCAUCAGUUACUCUCCUCUCCAUGUUCUUUCAGUCACAGGACAAUUGUAAAUCGCUCAUGGAUUAUGCAGUAUGUCUGAUUAUGGACAUAACUGAUUGAGUAUAUUGAUACUUUGGGGCCUGUCUUGUCAGGAUUUGAACCUGCGACUUUCCACAGAUAUAAUUUCAGUAUGUAUCUUGUUUCUGAUUCGGUGACUUGUUAAAUCCACAAGAGUACAGAAUGGCAGCGAAUAGAACUUGAAAAUUCUCUUACCAGCCAAUCACAUAGGCCCAUCACUAAAUAGCCAAUCAGGUAGGCCUUACUAACCAAUCAUGUGUGAAACAGGCAGCUGGAAAGAGAUUAGCACUUGUCAGUGGAAGAUAUGCUUAAUUAAUUCACCUGCAAAAACUGUGAGCAGGUGUGGUUUCAAUGCAGAUGGAGGGACAACAACAUCUGUGUGUUUGUUAGUGUGUCACACGUUGACUUUAUUAAAUGAACAAUUUAAAUUAUUAAA
Messenger RNA from Brienomyrus brachyistius, 4551 nucleotides. It is a transcript of the gene mamdc4, whose product is annotated as MAM domain containing 4. The record is from RefSeq and is a predicted model, not a curated record. Gene Ontology annotation, molecular function: protein binding. The transcript is spliced from 29 exons. The coding region runs from base 85 to 3726 and encodes 1213 amino acids. NCBI's taxonomy places the organism in Eukaryota, Metazoa, Chordata, Actinopteri, Osteoglossiformes, Mormyridae. Gene Ontology annotation, cellular component: membrane.